Molecule: messenger RNA, 186 nt
Organism: Parastagonospora nodorum SN15
Lineage: Eukaryota; Fungi; Ascomycota; Dothideomycetes; Pleosporales; Phaeosphaeriaceae
Exons: 2
Coding region: 1-186 (61 amino acids)
Source: RefSeq, a predicted model, not a curated record
AUGCCAUCAGCGCCUUGGGACCAGAUACCAGGCCUCGAAUAUACCCCGCCAUGCCCGCUCGCAGUCAAGAAGCAUCUAGCCUCCAGCACCCCAGGUAGGUCGAAGUACGGCGUCAGGAGCGUUUACCGGCGCAUCUGUAUUGUGGCCCGGUGGGAAAUGAAGCGGUAUACUACACACGACUAUUGA